UUGGCAGAUGCAGAAGGUAUCGGAGCAGAACCCGGGUUUAUCAUUGGUUCAGUGCAGUAGCCUGCGUGUGUGUACAUGUUCGAUAGCCUGGAGAUAGAACCUACAGAAAGAUGGAGCAGAAGUGCUGAUGUAGGAGAUUUGGGUGCUGCGGUCAUGCCACAUCGACUCUAAGCCUGUCAGCACGCCUGUGAGACAUUGAUGACAUGGCUGUAGCUGAAUGUCCGGAUUAUUUCAUGCAUCAGCCCAAAUAUAAGGACAACGUCGACAGAACCGCCAAUCACAGACCAGCAGAUCUUAUUGGGUCGAGUUUCCAGCAGGCAGCCAAUCGGAGCUCUCCUAACCACCAAGAGGAUGACGUUGAUCUGGAGGCUCUGGUAAAUGAUAUGAAUUCGUCGUUUGAUAGUCUGUACCCCUCCAGCAGUGUGCAGUGCGAGUCCACCCCACUGCUGCACAACGGGCAACAUGCACACACUCUCACACACUCACACAGCCACGGUCAUGGCCAGCCCACCUCAGGACAUCACAGACUACGCCGCUCCCAGCCUGUACACAUCCUCGCCUUCAGGAGGCUGCAGGAGGAGGAGCAGCAGUACCGGACAUCGUCUCUACCCGCCAUCCCAAAUCCCUUUCCCGAGCUGUGCAGUCCGGCCAGUUCGCCCACCGUUUGCCCUGGAUCUUUACCUCCCAGUCAAGCCACGGACAAGCAUCUUAUUUCUGGAGUUGUGGAGAACGUCGGAAAGCCGUUCUCAGAGGAGGUGGAAAUGCCAUCGUGCUCUCCCGACUGGUGCCUGCUCAGGCCUGGGGAGAUCAUUAAAAUCUUUAGCGAGGACGGCAUGGGCAAAGUGGUGGAGAUCCCGGCCGACAUGACGGCACGAGACCUGUGCCAGCUGCUUGUGUACAAAAGCCACUGCGUAGAUGACAACAGCUGGGCGCUUGUGGAGCAUCACUCAGCCAUGGGGCUCGAGAGAUGCUUAGAGGACCAUGAACUUGUGGUACAAGUGCAGGCGUCCAUGACUAGCGAGAGCAAGUUUGUCUUCAGGAAGAACUAUGCCAAAUAUGAAUUUUUUAGAAAUCCUCUGAACUUCUUUCCAGAGCAGAUGGUGGCCUGGUGUCAGGAAAGCAACGGAACCAUUCCUCCAUCUCAGCUCUUACAGAACUUCUUAAACUCCAGUAGUUGCCCAGAAAUCCAGGGUUAUUUGUAUGUGAAAGAGACUUGCAGGAAGUCGUGGAAGAAACUGUAUGUGUUUUUGAGACGCUCAGGAUUGUAUUACUCGACUAAAGGAACGUCAAAGGAACCAAGGCAUUUGCAGAUACUAGCAGACAUUGAAGACAGCAAUAUCUUCACCGUAACGGCCGGGAAAAAGCUGCACAACGCGCCGACAGAUUUUGAGUUUUGCAUAAAGCCCAGUAAAAUGAGGACGGAGCAGAAGGAACUCAGGAUGUUGUGUGCAGAAGAUGAACAGAGCAGGACGUGCUGGAUGACGGCUUUCAGACUGUUCAAGUAUGGAAUUCUUCUAUAUCAGAACUACAAGAUCCCACAGCAGAGAAAAGCUUUGCUCUCACACUUCUCUACACCAAUGAGAAGCGUAUCAGAGAACUCUUUAGUUGCCAUGGAUUUCUCAGGGAGAACAGGCAGGGUGAUCGACAAUCCUGCAGAAGCCCAAAGUGCUGCGAUGGAAGAGGCCCACGCCUGGAGGAAAAGAAGUCAACGGAUGAACACUCUGGGAAGCCCCAGUCCACUCCACCCCUCAUCGUUAAGUGGAGCCAUACACAGAACUCAGAUUUGGUUUCAUGGUCGAAUCACACGGGAGGAAUCGCACAGGAUGAUGCAUCAACAAGGCCAAGUAGAUGGAUUGUUCCUCUUGAGAGACAGCCAGAGUAACCCUAAAGCUUUUGUGCUUACACUGUGCCACCACCAGAAAAUCAAACACUUCCAAAUUUUACCGUGUGAAGAGGACGGUCACAUCCUCUUCAGCCUUGACGACGGAAUCACCAAAUUCACGGACCUGAUACAGCUGGUGGAGUUCUACCAGCUCAACAGAGGGGUCCUGCCUUGCAAACUAAAGCACCCCUGCACCACAGUGUUCUUAUGACCCCGAACUAGACUUUACCUUUGGCUCUUUAAGGAUAGGAGAAACUUGGACAUGGUUAAGUGCUGUGCAAAGCUGAACAGUGACUGGCUGCCUGUCACAGAAAGUACACUGCAGGCAUUCUUCUGAAGGUUUCUGAAGGUUUAGAAAAGAACUAAGAACGCAAAAUGGACCUUGAUAAAGAUACUGAGAGGAAAAGCUCAGAUCUUGGUUGCUUUCAUCCACUGCAAAUCUCAGGCAUGGUUGGUAAAGGUUCCUAGAGAGUUCUUCAUGUUGUACAAUCAUCAGUUUUAACCUGCAAAUUAUAGAAGAUGGACGAUUUAGUUCACAAGGUCCACUGUUUAGAAAAGAUCUCCACAACCUGAAGAUAAUGAAAGCUGGACUGAUUGUCCAGUUCACAAGGUUUAUUAUUUUCUUUAACAAUCUCCACAAACUGAGAAUAAUAGAUGGUUGGAAGAUGGAUUGUUUGUGUACUUUACAAGGUCAGGUGUUCUUCAAAGGUCUCCAUACCACGCAUGUUAUGAUUAUACCUAGACUGUUGAAGUCUUAUUCAAGUUUAUUUUUGUUUGUUGUGAAAAGAUCUUAAAAACCUGCAAAUGAUGAAAGAUCGAAUGAACAAGUCUACUUCACAAAGUUUGUUGUUUUGGAAAAAAAUCUUCAAAACCUGCAGAUGAUAAAAGAUUGGAAGAUGGACUAUUGGAAGUCUUGCUCUCGAGGUUUGUUGUUCUGAAAGGAUCUCCAGAACCUGCAUAUAAUGGAAGAUUUAAAGGUGGACCGUUUCAUUCUUGUUUAUGUGGUUUAUUGUUUUGGAAAGAUCUUUAAAACCCGGAGAUGAUAAAAGACUGGAUAAUGAGCCGUUUCUGACUUGAUCUCAAGGUUUGUUGCUUUGGAAAGAUCUCCAGAACCUGCAGAUUAUGGAACAUUCAAAGGUGGACUGUUUCAGUCGUGUUCAUGUUGCUUGAUGUUUUGGAAAAAAACCCUCCAAUGUUCGAGGAUGGAAGAUCUCCAGUUUUAUGUUUUUUUAUUUAAGCACAGGAAACAGCUGAUCUAUAAACAAUGUAAUCAGAGUCCAAGCUAGAUUUGAUCCACUUGCCUUUCAGAUCCGGAAUGACGAAAACAAAAGGCAAAGCACAGUGCUGUGAAAGAUGUCGAAGAUGGUUGAUAAAUAAAAUAUUUGUCUUUCACUACACUGACAUUUUGUCCAGGUUUGUCUAUUUGAAUCAGAGGAACAUGGCAGCGCUCUUAAAGUUUAUUCACAAUCCAACUUUCUGUCAACGCCAUUAUCAACAAAUGGCUAAAUGCUUUAUGACCCUCUGUCGCCCUCUACUGGUCGCCAUAAAUAAGUGCAGCCUCUGGUUCACCAUUGCAAGGCGCACCUUGAUGUGGACAGAUGGAGAACGGUGGAACAAAUAACCACUAUGAUCCUCCAAAAGUGGAAACUGCAGGGAGCUUGGUUCUGACCGGAGUCGUCUUUUAUGGAUGAGAUCAGAAGGCAGGAAUGGACGGUAGAUCGUGGAUUGGACAGUGCACUGUGAAGCUUCAGGGAAGGUGGAGGCACUAGGAGGUCCUAGGCUGCCUUGUUCAGUAGUAGCAGACAGAUUUGUAAUGUUAUUUUAAAAUUGUGACACGAGCCAUUGUUUUUUUUUUUUUUUUAUUAUUUUUUUUUUUUUAUUAAAGCGUUCACCUAUAACAUAUUAAGCUAUAAGGAGAAAGCCUAACCACAGUGUCUACGAGCUCACCGAUGCAAUCAUUUAUAAGUGUUGUUCCCAUGGAGCUAUUUAUUUAUCUGGAUCUGAGUAAUUACUUGAAAUUGAAUGAACUUCUGUUCAGCGCUGUUCAGGACUGUUCUUCCACAUUUUUGCAGACUUGAUUGAGCCUCCUGUAUUUUGUUUUACUUUAUUUCAGAGUUUUUUUUAACUCAUCUGCUGUAGUUUUGUAUCUGCCCUAUCUCUGACUUUGUCUUCACUAUUAAUUUGACAAAUAUACCCAUGAACAGUUUCAUCAUCUCAAUCAUCAGCGCCAUAAUACCAGUUAGAUUUCAGCAACACUUCCUAUACUUUAUUCAUGAUGCAUUAUAAAUGCUUUAGACAAUAAGCAUAAAUACAGUGAUGUAAAAAAUAUUCAGCCCCUGUCAAUCUCAUGCAACAUCCAAAAAAUUUUUUGGGACAGGAGCGUGUUUGUUUGGUAAUUUUUCCAUAAUGCACCUCUUCAGCUGAGCAACUGCACAUGCUUUUGUGCUUCAUGUUGUGCCAUGUAUUUUUUUUUUAAGGGAGACAGGUCUGGGCUGCAUGCAGACCAGUCUAGCACUCACGCUUUCUGCACGGGUUACAACGUGGGCACGCUGUCAUGUUGCAAUAAACAAGGACGUCCCUAAAAAGACAUUUGCUCCUAAAUAAGAAUAGAAUAAAUAAUAAAUAGAUAAGUUGCUCCUAAAUGUGUAGAUAUGUUUGAGCUUUAAUAGUGCCUUUAAAGAGGUGCUAAUUUCCCAUACCAUGACACACCCUGGAAGUUCUCAAAGUUAUUAUUUCAAUUACAACUGCAGGGUCACUUUCUUGGACAACAACACAAUUUUACAGUGCAUCACGUCAUUUCAGAUGAGCUUGAGCAUUUCUGGACGUGGUUGCCCUUACUGUACCAGAAUGUGUUUAUUAACAACUAUUAACAAUAGUUUGUCAAAAUUUUAAACCCAUUUCCUUCUCAUAUGUACUAUUUUAGGGUCACAGAAAUUUAGUAGCGACCUUCAGACUUGCCCUACUCAGAGGUUGUUCUAGAUUCCUUAAAGGUUUUGAUGAUGAUAUGCACUGUACAGGUUGAAAAAAACUCAAAGCUUCUUAACAGCUUAGUGCUUCUUUAUGUCCAAGCAUGAUGGCAUCACCUGUUGAUGAGUUUCUGGUCCUAAUUUACUCCUGUCCUAGUUGUUUUGGAACAUGUUGCAGGCAUCAAUUUACCAAUAAGCAUAUUCACAAAAAUCAAGUGUAUUUUGCUGUUUUUAUUUAACUACAGGUCAAAGUGAAUUUCAAAAUCACUGCAUUGUUUUUAUUUUACGUCCUGUCCCAACUUUUCUAAAAUUGAGGUUUGUAAUAAAGGAUAUACUUUUGACUACUUAUAGUGCUAAGCUGUAGCUCCUUUAUUAUUAUUCCAUUUUCUGCUUCAUGUAUUACGUUGAUGUAAUGAUCAAGCAUGAUGCUGUAUCAAAUACUUAUAGAAGUGUAGUUCAUCAUUCUGGGCCCUAAAACAUAUUGCAUAUCGCAUUACCCUCAUUCAUCACCACUUUGCACCCCACUAGCUCUGGUCCUGUAUACUAAACGUUUUUCAAGUUUUGUGAGUACAGUUAGAAAUGCUAUAAUGUAUAACAGCUACAGUCCAGAUGUUAUAGCAGAGACUGUAUUGAUCUGUAUUCAUUUACAGAUGUCAUGCAUAUAUCUAUACAUCUUGAGCAACUAUAGCUACUUGAUAAGCUGGACAUUAUAAGCUAUGGUGUAUGCUCUAUAGCAGGGGUUCUCAUUCCUGGACUGGAGGCCACUGCCCUUUCUCUAGUCCGAAAACACCUACUCCAGCUCACUGAGGUUAAAUCAGGUGUGUUGGAAGCAGAGAAAACUUAAACUCUGCAGGGAUUGUUUGUUUGUUUGUUUAUUAGGAUUUUAACGUCAUGUUUUACACUUUGGUUACAUUCAUGACAGAAAUGAUAGUUACUCAUUACACAGGGUUCAUCAGUUCACACGGUUAAAUUAAACACAGUCAUGGACAAUUUAGUGUCUCCAAUUUACCUCACCUGCAUGUCUUUGGACUGUGGGAGGAAACCGGAGCUCCUGGAGGAAACCCACACAGACACGGGGAGAACAUGCAAACUUCACACAGAAAGGACCCGGACCGCCCCACCUGGGGAUAGAACCCGGGACCUUCUUGCUGUGAGGCGACAGUGCUAUCCACUUAGCCACUGUGCCACCCUAAAACCCUGCAGAGUAGUGAGUCCUUAAGAAUGAUAAUGCAGUUCUAAUGCAUUGUGAAUAUGGGAUUAUUUGGAAGUGUUGCUUAAGUAUUUGAGCUGAACAGAUUCUCUGCUUUGCAAACAGCUACAAACCCCAAAGAAUCCUACCUUGUCCGAACGGAUUCAAGUUGGUGAAAUCAGAUUUUAUGUGGCUUUUACGUCAUUUGAUGCACUAUGCUUCUUUACACCUUACACUUGCGAUGGCGGCGACAGCAGCAACAACUUGGCGUAAUGUGUUCAUAACCAUGACUAGACACUCUGCCCUUGUGUAAAACACUAUUAUCUUUAUUAUUGGCAGCAACUAACUGGUUGUCUUUUUUAUACUCUAAUCCACUACUCAGAAUAGGCAAGUCUGUGUCCUUACCAUAGCAAGCAAGCAAAAGUAACCAAUGUGCUCACUUGAAAAACUGGAUUUGAGAAAGAAUCCGAUUUGCUCUGCAAUCUAAAAAUAGCCAUAUUGUUCUUCACUUGGAUUUCAUGUGAGUCUAAUGGUGUGAAUAUUUAUUUCUGAGGGUUAUAAAAACGCUGGUGUAUGGCUGGAGCUCUGAAAAAAACAUUCCCUUAAACUAUAUACAAACUACAGAGACAUCACUGUCUGUAAUAUGCAGGGGGAAAACACACCCCUACUUGACUUUCAGGAAUAAAUGCAGUGCCGCAAAGUAGCCAGUCCAUGACUUUGUCCCUGCUUGAUACUGACAUAGUGAUGAUCCAGCUCUCUCGAGCUUUUUCUUCCAAGUGGUUUAAAGAAAAAUAAUAGAUAGUUUUAAGCUCUAGGCUCUACACGGCAUUUUUCUAAUGUCAAAAAUAGUCAGUGACUUGCCCCUUUUGUACAAGUUUCUACAGGUUAUGUUGCGUAUUUCUGCGCUGCAGAUUGUGAAUGGUCAGCAUUUAUUUUUGAUACUCCACAACUAAUCUGUUCAGCUUUGAGCAAGUAAAAAAUUAAGCAUUUUUAAAACUUAAAAUCUGUUUUUAGCACUUUUUGGGGGCAUUUGUUAGAAAAACUGAAUAAACUGAAUUUUUUUUAAUCUAAA
Molecule: messenger RNA, 7109 nt
Organism: Trichomycterus rosablanca
Lineage: Eukaryota; Metazoa; Chordata; Actinopteri; Siluriformes; Trichomycteridae
Gene: grb10b
Product: growth factor receptor-bound protein 10b
Exons: 18
Coding region: 204-2093 (629 amino acids)
Biological process (GO): negative regulation of insulin receptor signaling pathway; negative regulation of Wnt signaling pathway; insulin receptor signaling pathway
Molecular function (GO): insulin receptor binding
Source: RefSeq, a predicted model, not a curated record